AGCGCCGUUUCCAGCCGGCGGCCUUAAGCCGCUGCACGGCGCUGGGCGGGGACCCGCGAGGCGGCGGGAGCGGUUCGAACCGCCGCGAUGUCAGCUAAGAGAUCACUAAAGUUGGAUAGUGUUAAAAAACAUAAUCCAGCUGAAGCAAGCCCUUUGACCAAGAAGAAGAACCUAAACUCCUAUUCACCAACAACAGGAACACGCCAGAUGAGUCCAGUUUCUUCUCCCUCAAGUCAUAAUGCACAAGAACUUGGAAAUGGCUUAUCACAUGGAGAUGACACUAAUUCAGAAAGCAGAUUAUCCAGAAGAGGGCAGCCUCAAACAGUGAAGGAUGCGUUUGCAGAGCUGCAGUCCAACGUGAAAAGUUCCUUGGUCAGAAUUCUGAAAGCAAGAGAAAACCUGAGAAGCCUGCAGGCUUUAGAGGGCAGCAGAGAGCUGGAAAAUAUCCUCGGUGUCUCGGACUCGAAUUGCAUCCUGAGCGCUGAAGUGCAGAAAACCCAAGUGCUAAUGAGUCAAGCAGAAGAGCUGCAGCUGUUGAGAAGUAACCAUGGAAAACUUCCUGCCCAAGCUGAAGUUUGAGCAGAUCUCUCCAUCAGCCUUUCUGCAUUGAACCUCACCUCAAAAAGACUUUCCAGAUAGUUUAUGGUUCGUGUCUGCUCUGACCCAAUAUCCCUACAGAGACUUUUGAAGGGAGGCACUGGGCACCUCUCAUGGGACCUGCACAUGUUCACAGGUCGCAGGUAAUUCCUCGGAAUCAACUUUGUUGCUGCGAUGCAGAAAAGAGACUGGCCUUGUUUUUCUCUUUCUGUGUGGGCCAACCAUCUGUGUUUCUGCUAAUGAGGACUCCUCUCAAAGUAGACAUGCAGAAAAUUUAAUCUCAGUUACGUCUCUAAGUUCUAUCUCAGUGUGUAUGUUUGUACGUGGGACUGCAUUAAGCAAAACUGCAUUGAGUGCGCAUACACGCAAGGGCUCGGUCCGGCUCACCCGCUCUGUUUAGUCAUAAAUUGUUGUGAAUCUCCCCGUGCAGAGACCCAGAGAGAUCAUUCUACCCUCCUGCGCUCACAGUCAAAACUGAUUGUAAGAUUGUCCCAAAGUACACGUUAAGGAGAAGAGCGUUGUAUGCUGAUUUUCACUCUGCAGAUGAGAAGCUGUUGCUCGGGCUCAUUUGGCAGGGUGCGUUCCCAGUUCGUGCAAGCAGCUCUUUUUUCAGUUUGUAACCAUGCAAAGUCCUUCGCGGUUUGGAAGAGAUAACAGAAACCACUUAGGCUGGUAUCCAAAAAGUGCAGUGCUUGUGGUUUGCCCAGUGCAGGCGAGCAGCCUCCUGUACUGAAGGAGCCCUGCUGGAAGGUAAGCAGGAUGGCGGCCGCGCUCCCACAGCCCCCAGCGCUGCGCUGUUCCCUGGCGCGGCACGUUCCGCUGCGUGGGACAGAUUUUACACGUCCUGGCUUUGAGGUUGAGAUUUAAGAAGUCCCCGGGCCUGAGGUUGCAGCACGAGAAGCUUUUUGGAUGGAAGGGGGCAAUUUACAAACCCCUGCGAUGAUUUAACAUCUUCUGCAAUGCAGAUGAAAUAUUAAGCUAUUAACUUCUGUGGCAGAUACAGAAAUGCACAUGAGACGUACGACUGUCGGCCUGCGACGUAUGUGCGCGUGGAACUGCCAGCCUGCAUUUCACUGGGAGGCGCGGGCCGCGCUUAUUCACGAAUCUCACACUCGUGUUUAUCCUCCAUUUUCCUAGGUACCUUUUUACAGACCCCGCAGCCAUUAAUUCUUAAUUCUAGCAGAUCUAGACUUCGGAGUAUUAAGUUUAAUGAAAAAUUAAAGCAUUGUAGUACUUUCAGCGGCUACGCGUAGCAACUCCUGCGUGAGAAUAAAUACUGCUUUCUCCCAUGAAUAUAAUUAUUUUAAACAAAAAAGAAAAGAAACAUUAGUUUGGACUCACUUAGAAGCAAUUAUAUGUUUAAGAGGUGUAAAUAACUUGCUAUCCAGACGUUACAAAUAUCCAGGUGCUCUGUAUGUGCUGAUGACAACAAAAUUGAAAAGAAAGACUGUAAUAAUUCUGACUGGUUUUCUCUGCAGAAGAUAUUGAUUAUUUGUGUGUGGUGAGAGAUUUGGAAAAUUCAAUUAAAGGAGUUGUGCAAAGGUUUCAUAAAUUUUCCCCGUACAGCGUGUACACAGACAUUGUUGCGUAUUAAAUCAAUGCAGCACUUCACAAUAUAUUUUCUUUGAAACAUAAAAAUAAAUAACAUUUAAACAGUUCUGCUUACUACAGAAACAAAUUUUAUUUUCUGUGAAGCAUUUAGUCAUGUGCUAUCACUGACUCAUACGCAUUUGCCAGCUGUAACAAAUUUUAUAGACGUUUUCUCCAGAGACAUAGCUCAUAUACUAUGAAUUUUUAAAUGAGCAAAUGGUGAAGAAGGGAUGUCAGCAAUAUAAAAAUUGAUCAGUUAAAAGAUAAAAGCAUAAGUAAAGAGAUUUGUAUGGUAGUCUUAAUAGGUUUUAUUAAAUAAAAAUACUAUAAAAAGACAGUAAUGAAUAGACUGACGGUUUUAACUGUGGUUGAGGUGGAGAAAAAUUAUUCUGGCACAUUUAGUACGAGAUUGGUUUUAUAUCACCUGACAGGUGGACAUUUUUUUUCCCUCCGCUUUUUAGAUCUGCAAAUGUUUUAGAGCAGUCAAACUUGGGAAAGAAGGGCCGUGGAAGCGGGAGGGGAGAAGAAACUUGGGAUUGUGCCCUGGCGAUGCUGUUGCGGGCCGGGGCAGGAGGCGGCAGCGCUGUCGGCCUGCUGGCACUGGGCUCUGGCUUUCUGGUGACCAUUGGGGCGCUGCCUUGUGCCGAGCAACCUCAAAGUGCCGAGCUGGGGAGGGGAGAGCCAGCCCCUGUGCUGCAGCCACCCGUCCUCCUGCCGCUCCUGAGCCCUCCCCGGCCUGGCUGCUGCGGGCACGGCAGACUUUCAGCGCGGUUGCUUCAGUGUGUAUGGGUUCUUUAAGUCCUGUGUAGUCUGAAUGCCGCUGUCAGCGAGUAAAGGCUUCAUCAAGACUUCUGAAUUAGUUGCAAUUAGCACAAAGAAGCCAAAGAGCAGCAGCUAGCGAUUACAUCUUAGUCUU
Messenger RNA from Numida meleagris (helmeted guineafowl), 3103 nucleotides. RefSeq names its product integrin subunit beta 3 binding protein (gene ITGB3BP). Lineage: Eukaryota; Metazoa; Chordata; Aves; Galliformes; Numididae. The record is from RefSeq and is a predicted model, not a curated record. Bases 88 to 579 code for a protein of 163 amino acids. Gene Ontology annotation, cellular component: nucleoplasm. The transcript has 8 exons. Gene Ontology annotation, biological process: CENP-A containing chromatin assembly; regulation of DNA-templated transcription.